AAUAAAAGUAUGCCAUGAGAGCAUUCUUACUGUAACUGUAUCUCAGCGAUUGUUAUCUACCGUUUGUUUUUCCCUCCCUAUCAUCUCCAUCUAAGCCAGAGAGUGAGAGAGAAACAACUAUGGUUUCCUCUUCACUCUCUCCUCUCUCCCACUCUCUCUCUCAAUUUUCUUCCACCAUCCUCACCGUCAGUGAGAAACCCACUGACCGUCCAAAGAAAAUCCAAAUUGGGUGCGGUGUAAAGUCCACAAGUUCUUCGUCUUCGUACCCACCCUGCCGAGUUCUUCGCAGGUCUCUCCCUCUGGCUGCUUCAGUCAUUGUUCUUCUCUCGUCAAAUCCAGCUAAAGCUGGAUUUCUGUCAGGAUCCUCUGGAAUAGAAUCAGUACCGGGUCCUAAGUUACCUGAAAUUGACUUUCUCAAUCGCUUCAACGAAGAAAACCAGAAGAAGUACGCGGAAGCUGAUGCAAGAUUCAAAUCAUCUCCCCUGCUCAAAGAAUACUUAGAGAAAUCCAAGUCGAACAAAGAAAAGAACCGUCGAGAAACCCAGGACAAGUACUGCAUACGUGGGGCAGAAUGGGGUGUGGGAGAUUGUUCAGCAGAGGGAAUGUCACCCGAGGACAGAGAGAAGUUCAUUUUGAUGCUGAAGCAGAAGGCUGGAGUGAAAUGAAUGAAGCUGCUAUAGAGUGUUGCUCAAGCAACUAUUAGGCGAAGAUCGAGUGACAAUUCCGCUGCAAUCUCGCUCGAGUGAGAGUCAAGCAAAGUUUCUGAUACCCGCAAAAUCACAGGUCGGUCUUUCUGAAGCUUUCCUCUUUGGCCCAAACUUCUCUACGAAGCCAUGUGAAAAUUGGUUAUCAAUUAGUUUCUGAGUGAGACAAGUUUCUGUUCAGAGCCUCAUUUGGUAUUAGAUUCUUUUUGAAGGGUAUCUUUCGAAAAGCAAAAUUCCAAUUCUUAAAGGAACUAUGAAACAUGCCAAGCUAUAGAAUUGUAGAACUUUGUUGUUUUUUAUGAUAUUGUGACAUUUUCUCA
Molecule: messenger RNA, 1024 nt
Organism: Alnus glutinosa
Lineage: Eukaryota; Viridiplantae; Streptophyta; Magnoliopsida; Fagales; Betulaceae
Exons: 5
Coding region: 120-665 (181 amino acids)
Source: RefSeq, a predicted model, not a curated record